GCUUUCCCACCGGUGAGCGGAAUUCCCGGCGCCGAAUUCUACGCCGCUGCAGCCGCCGCCGCAGCUGCGGCCGCCGCCAACUCCUCUGGUGUUCCCAGUCCUUCGGCUGGCGUCGUCGUCGGCAGCGGCGCUGGUGGCAACGGUGGUGGCGGUGGGCACUCGAAUUCACACGCCUCGGCGCACACUCAUAGUCACUCUUCGGCUGCCGUUGCAGCCGCGGCCGCGGCUGCCGCCGCCGGUCUAGGCUACGCCCCCGGUACGGCGGUGACUGUUGGCAACGGCGGCGACGCCUCGGCAACCGUACCGACUGGCGGCUACUCAACGAGUUCUGCGGCUGCGGCGGCAGCUGCCGCAGCAGCAGCAGCAGCUGCAAUCGGUAGCAUCUACUCCCUCGGCAACCGGGUCGAUGAGACCUGUACCGCCUAUCCGCAUGUUCAUCACCAUCAACACCAUCAACCGGCCGGUUCGACGCGUUCCAACUCGGCCUCAGCCAUCGGACCUGCCGGUACCACCGGCACUGCCGGCAGCCUCACCAGCCUCGGGUCGUCAACGUCGACGUCGGGGGCGGCCGGCAGUCUCGUCGGUUACUACCCGGCCUCGGCCGCCGGCGCCUAUUCCCCCGCCGCCGGCUACCCAGCGCCCGAUUCCCCCUCCUCCGUCUCCUACCUCCACUCGGGCCUCUCCGGCCUCUCCAGCCAGCCCAGCCACCAUCUACACCACGUCGCGGGUACCGGUCACUCGGCCGCCCACCACCAACACCAGCUACAGCAACAACAGGCCCAUCUUCUCAUGGGGCAACAACAGCAACAACAACAACAGGCGCCGGCAUCACUUUUGCAUCAAUCGCAGCUGCAAUCGCAACUCCAUCUCGGCCAUUCGGCCGGUCAACCACUCCAUCAUCCCACCAGCUCCACUCCUCUCGGCCUCUGUCAAGACUCCUCGGACGUCCUUGACGCCGCCCAAGACGUCGGCGCCAACAACGCAGCCACUCUGGCCGCCGCCCGUUAUGCUGCCGCCGCAUUUGCGCUUCACCACCACCACCAACAUCAUCAUCACCACCAACAACAACAGCAACAGCACAGCUUGGACGUGCAGAAGAGCCACCAGUCAUACCUGUCUGGUGUUGCCAACACGGCAGCAGCGGUUGCCGCGGCAGCCGCUGAAGUCUCCUCUUCUUCCUCCUCCUCCUCCUCCUCGUCGUCGUCAUCAUCGUCGUCGUCCGCCUACACUCCCCCCUCUGGCGGGGGCGGGCCCGGCGGCGCGUCAGGAUACGCCGCCGGACACACACCCAACGGCCACCUCGGCCAGUCGGACGGUUGCCUACCGAUCGGAGCCACAGCUACUGCAGUCUCUCGUCUCUCGGCCUACUACUCGCAUCACCUGGCAACCAGUGCCGCGCCCGGAUACAUCGUGACCGAGGCCGACCUGGCCGCCUCUCAGGUCAGCCCCACCCUGCAAGCCUCGGCAGCCGUUGGCGCCGGCGCCGGCUUCACCAUCGCCUCUCCUCCUCCCGCCCCGACGACCGGUUCCGUCUACUCCGCCUCUUCUGCCGGUCCGCUUGGCCUCGGCCACACACCACUUCAUCUGCCCCCACUUCCGCAUCACAGCGGCCAGCAUCUGCUCACCAACCACCACCACCACAAUCAACCGCAUCAGCCCCAUCAUCACCACCAUCAACAACAACAACAGCAGCAACAUCAGCACAGCAACCACCAUCUCCAUCAACAACACCAUCCCUCGGCCGGCGGAUUCCUGGGCGCCACCAGCGUUCCGGUCACGGGCCAACCUUCACUGCAGGACAUUCACGCCGCCUAG
Messenger RNA from Protopolystoma xenopodis, 1815 nucleotides. The record is from the annotation of a GenBank genome assembly. NCBI's taxonomy places the organism in Eukaryota, Metazoa, Platyhelminthes, Monogenea, Polystomatidea, Polystomatidae.